Molecule: messenger RNA, 1917 nt
Organism: Mycena indigotica
Lineage: Eukaryota; Fungi; Basidiomycota; Agaricomycetes; Agaricales; Mycenaceae
Product: Carboxypeptidase
Exons: 8
Coding region: 58-1917 (619 amino acids)
Biological process (GO): apoptotic process; proteolysis
Cellular component (GO): trans-Golgi network
Molecular function (GO): serine-type carboxypeptidase activity
Source: RefSeq, a predicted model, not a curated record
ACGGAUUGGUGGUGGCCGCUAACGCGGUGUUUGGGCAUAGUCAGCUGUUUACACAACAUGCUUCGCUCGGCGUGUUGGUUUGCAGUGCUCGCUUCUUCUCUGUUACCCGCUUUAUAUUUCCCGUCAUUAUCUCUCGCGGCGCCCACAGACGUCCCGUCAGCAGCUUCCUUCUACGUUCCCUCUCUCCCCGACAUUCACCAAGACCCUGAACAUCCGCUGACUAUCUUCUCCGGGCAUAUAUCAUCCGACCCAAAUGAAGACAAAGUCGAUUCGAAGACCGUUACCGCACAUUUAUUCUUCGUCAUGAUCAAAAACCGUCGAAUUGCAGACAAAAAGCGUAUAAUGUUCUGGUUCAAUGGCGGCCCAGGUUGCUCGUCAUUCGACGGACUCAUGAUGGAAGUCGGGCCAUGGCGGAUGGAUGGAAAAGGGGGGUUCAAAGUAGCGGAGGGUGGUUGGGAAGAAUAUAUGACAAUGGUCUAUAUCGACCAGCCUGCUGGAACAGGUUUUUCUUACACCAGCACCGAUCAUUACAUCCAUACCAUGGACGAAGCCUCUGCACAGUUGAUUCAGUUCCUGAGGAAUUUCUACAAAACAUUUCCAGAGUACCAAAAGAUGGAGACGUAUCUUGGUGGCGAAAGCUACGCUGGUCAAUGGAUUCCUUACUUUGCAGACGCCAUUCUUAAUUCUGACCUGCCGACGCCGCUUCAUGGAGUUGCUAUCGGAAAUGGCUGGAUCGACGCGCGAAGGCAAUAUCCGUCUUAUAUCGACUAUGCUGUCAAAGUCGGAAUACUGGAAGAAAAUUCAGACGCUUGGAAAGCCGCGAAGAAGCGAACGGACGAGUGCGUGGACGAACUCAAAACUAUAACGGACCGGGAGCCCAUUGUCUCUCCAAAAUGCGAAGGAUUAUUGCUGGACGUGACAGCUGUGAGAGAGAAAGUUGUUAACAACGAGCCCAUGUGCAUCAACAUUUACGAUAUUCGCUAUGACGAUGUUAUGCCUGCUUGUGGAAUGAACUGGCCUCCAGACAUAAAGCCAGUGACGACCUAUCUCGACCGACCUGACGUCGUUCGCGCUUUACAUGCCGAGCGUCAUCCAGGCUCUUGGGUGGAGUGUCGUGGCCGCAUUCAUCAAGAGUUUCGCGAAAGGCAGCAAGCAUCGGCCAUUACAGUUUUACCCAAACUUCUUGCACGCAUCCCUGUCCUUAUCUUCGCGGGUGAUCAAGAUCUUAUCUGCAACUAUGUCGGUCUCGAAGCCAUGAUUCAGGCCAUGGAGUGGAACGGCGCUAAAGGAUUGGGUACGGUCCAAACUCAAUCCUGGAGCGUGGCAAAUGCGCCUGCAGGGACCUGGGUCUCUUCCCGUAACUUGACAUACGCGAAAAUCUUCAACGCGUCGCACAUGGCUCCAUUCGAUCUUCCGCAUGUUGGACACGACAUGAUUCUUCGAUUUAUCGGUGUCGAUUUUUCCGCGCUCGUUGGUGGGUCAGCGCGCAUUCCAAGUAGCUUGGGCACGAGUACAAAACCUAUCUUCUUGGAGAAUAGCGCGGCAGCAGCUCCUACCGCAGCUCCAGAUGCCACCAAAAGUCCGCAGCAAACAACGGCGAUGUGGGAGGCAUACUACAACGCCGGUGCUGCUGCUCUCGUGCUGACCGUCAUCUUCGCCAUCAUUGGUCUCUGCGUUUGGUGUCGCAGGCGACGAAAUCGCAGUCCUCGGCUGCCCAUGGAACGAACUGGAGAGGAAAGCAUACCACUCAACAGCAGCAGGCUGGAUGACGAUGAAGGCAGCGCUUUCCGGGACCAAAAGCCGAAUGGGAAUGGCAAAGGAAAGGAGCGGGCGAUUGAGCCCGGGACGCCAAACAUAUUUAAGGUCGGCGAAGAUGAUGAGAGCGACCAUGAAGAGGAAGGGUAUCGAGACCGAUGA